UGAGAAGCCUCCAUCUUCCAGUCUGGUCUUCUUUGGUGGAGGGAGUCCUCCCAAAGCUUGUCUGCUUCUGUCUCUCUUUCUUCUCACCUUGGAUUCCUGCCUGUAUCAGCAAACAGAAGAACACAAACACUUUCAUUGUUCAUUGUGCAGUAAGCAGCCCAUAGAUACUAGAAAAUACAUAGUAUCUAUGCACAGGCACUCAUUUUUUCUGCAAAGCACUGUCAAGUGACUAUUCCUUAGCUACCGGUAGUAGUAGUCAUGCCAUGGCUGCUAACACCAUUGAUCGUCAGGUUAAUGAAUGCCGUUCAAGAUAUUCUUUGUAAGGUAAUCACCCUCACAAACACCUCCCCUGAGACUGCUCUAUGCUAACCUCCACUGUAACUCUCAUUUCAUUUUCUCCCAUUUUUUCAACUUCUUUUGAUGCUUCAAUUUCUUCUUCCACUGAGUCUUGCUCAUGGCCUCAGGGAGUGUGUCUAUGGAGAACUGGACCACCCACUCAGCACAGUCAUCUCUGGGCCCUGGACUGCUGUCAGUGGAGGGUCUGUUAGACAGAAAGUGGAUAUCAUGGGUGAGUGUGUACUGUCCUCACUUGUCUCCACUGAGUGCUGUCUCUUUGUGAACUGGUGGACUCACUUUCUUGGUUCAUUGCAAAUGCAUGGUAAUGAUCAUGGAGGUAGAAAGCUGAAGAGGGGGUGGGACAUGACAACUAAUCCCAAGAACAAUGAAAAGAUGGCAGAGCUAGAGAUAUCUCGAUCUGGACAGACUCAUGACAUCCUCCAUCCCUCAACAUCUCUGGAGUGGGAGGAGUGGCAGGAAUGGCCUCCUCUACCAGUGGGGAUGAUGAAUGCCUCUUUAGUGUAUCUGAAUGGAACACUCUAUGUCGGGGGAAAGUUUACUACUGAUUUGAGAGCUGCUGCUUCACUGUACUCAUUCAAACCUGGAGUUGACAGCACAUGGACAGUGACAGUCACACCCACCUAUUGGUAUACCCUUGUCGUCCAUGACUCUGAACUGCUACUGGUGGGUGGGAAAGAGUAUCCUAUCAAAGAGAUAACAAACAAAGUCUUCACGAUGAGGGAUGGACAGUUUGUUGAAGUACUGCCUCCUAUGAAGGAGAGACGAGUGUCACCAUCUGCUGUCAGUAGUGGGUCUGCACUAAUUGUGGCUGGAGGGCGGAAUAUCUCAAGAGUACUCUCCUCUGUGGAAGUGUUCAAAGAUGGUCAGUGGACGACUGCUCCCUCCCUACCACGUGCAGCAUAUGAGAUGAAGUCUGCUCUCUAUGGUGACCAGUGGUACCUGAUCACAUAUGAGGGAAAAGUAUUCUGUGCAUCACUACAAUCACUCAUAUCUGGAGCCGACCAGUUACCAUGGGAGACGCUACCUGAUGCUCCUAAUCACUUUUCAGCUGCUGCCUUCUUUGGUGGCCAUCUCUUGUCUAUUGGAGGGGGUAUCCCUGACCCCACAACCAUCCAUGCCUUCUCCACAUUCACUCAGUCCUGGGAACAUGUUGCUGACCUGCCUCCAUUACUGUAUAGUAACCCAACAGCUGUUGCCCUGUCGAGCAAACAAUUAAUUGUGAGCGAUGGUGCUAGAGUACUUCACGGAAAACUUAAGGUGACUCCAUUUGAUGCUGACAGUCACUUCACUAUGAGAGCUAUUGAUCGCCUCAAAGUCUCAGCAGGAAUCUCUGUGAAAGAGGAGCUUGUACAACACGCCUCACGCACUGCCUUCCUAGCUGUUGCUGGUGUGGAUGUUCGGGAGAUGUACAACUACAUCUUGGGAGAGUGGGCGUCAGGACGUGGACCACACCCACCCACAUGGGCAGAGCUGUUCAGAGCUCUCAAGGAGAUGGGCUUGAGUGAGCUGGCUGGUCGGAUGGAGAAGUACUUGAGAGGGUCAGUUCUUGAGGACCCACCUCGACCACCCCCUGAUGAGGAAGGUGACUCAGAGGAAGAGAAAGAUGAUGAAACACCAGAGCAAGAAAUUCUGAGGCUAAACAAUGUGCUGGUUGAGUACAUUAGUGCUAAUACUCUACUGAAGAAGGAGAAUAUUCAAUUGAAGAAGGCGAAUAUCAACCCUGAGCAUCAUUUGAAAUCUGAGAAGGUGAAAGAAGAGCAACUAGACCCAGCUUCUAUCAAAGAGGAGCCAACAUUUGACAAAGAUAAUCAGUCGCCCUCAUCUCCCCUGAAGCAUAUCAAACAGGAAACCAUAGAGACCACUAAAGUGAAAAGUGAAGAACCAGUCUCACAAUUAAUUGUGAGCGAUGGUGCUAGAGUACUUCACGGAAAACUUAAGGGUGGAGAAAGUUCUGUGACUGAAUUGAGAGCUGAAGUGAAGCGACGGCUACCAGAGUAUGAGAGUCUGGAGGCGGAGCUGGAUCAGUUAACAUAUGAUUAUAACUAUCUAGCUGACAAGAUUCACCAGCUAGAAAAAGAAAAUGAGCAUCUGCGAAACGAGAAUUAUCAUCUCCGAGCCGAGAGCAAAGGACUGGUUCUAGAGAAGCAGGAACUCAAGGUUGAACCAGUGAAAAGUGAGGAACCAGUCUCACAGCUAAUACCUUUGGGACUGUCUACUGUACAGCAUCAUGCAAUACCAUUCAAGGAAGGUGACUCAGAGGAGGAGAAAGAUGAUGAAACACCUGAGCAAGAAAUUCUCAGGCUAAACAAUGUGCUGGCUGAGUGCAUUAGUGCUAAUACUCUACUGAAGAAGGAGAUUAUUCAAUUGAAGAAGGCAAACAACGACCUUGAGCAAGAGAAUACUCAUUUGAAAUCUGAGAAGGCGAAAGAAGAACAAAUGGACCCAGCCUCUAUCAAAGAGGAACCAACAUCCGUCCAAGAUUAUCAGUCGCCCUCAUCUCCCCUGAAGGAAACCAAUGCUGAGCCACAGACCACUGAUGUGAAAAGUGAAGAAGCAGUCUCACAGCUACUACCUUUGGAACUGUCCACUGUACAACAUCAUGCAAUACCAUUCAAGGAAGGUGACUCAGAGGAGGAGAAAGAUGAUGAAACACCAGAGCAAGAAAUUCUCAGGCUAAACAAUGUGCUGGCUGAGUACAUUAGUGCUAAUACUCUACUGAAGAAGGAGAAUAUUCAAUUGAAGAAGGCGAAUAUCAACCCUGAGCAUCAUUUGAAAUAUGAGAAGGUGAAAGAAGAGCAACUAGACCCAGCUUCUAUCAAAGAGGAGCCAACAUUUGACAAAGAUAAUCAGUCGCCCUCAUCUUCCCUGAAGCAUAUCAAACAGGAAACCAAAGAGACCACUAAACUGAAAAGUGAAGAACCAUGCGUCUCACAGCUACUACCUUUGGGACUGUCUACUGUACAGCAUCAUGCAAUACCAUUCGACCUCCCUGGUGUUGAAGUGGUGGCCAGUACGUGUGUGAUUGUCACCAACUCACCCCAAAUCUUCCGCUGGGUUGGCUAUGGGUUCAAGCUCACCAUACCCCAGGGCUCCCUGCCAGCUGGUGUUGACCAGUGUCGACUAGACAUCAAAGCCAGUGUAGCUGGACAGUACCAGUUUCCUGACAAUCUCCAGUUGGUCAGCGGUGUUAUCUGGAUACAUCCUUAUCCCUCGGGUCAAUUCCAACAGCAGCUAACAGUCGAGAUACAGCACUGUGCCAAUAUGACCAGCUCUACCAAGCUCUCAUUUGUGAGAGCACAUUGCUCCCAGAAGAGCCUGCCCUACACAUUCAAGCAACUUGAAGGGCGUGGCUCGUUCACUGAGCACAGCUCGUACGGUUGUUUGAGUGUGAAUCAUUUCAGUUCAUUUGCAAUAGCUGCAGAGGGUGAUGUUGAUCUACUUUAUGUCGCUAGUCUAUACUAUCUGAAGGCCGACCCUCGGACCGUUGAGAUUCAUUUCACAAUCAUCCCCAAUGAUGAAGUACAUAAUGCUGCAACACAACAUUAUUUCCAAAAGUUGGGGGCAGAAGAGAAACUGAAUUUGGAAGUGGAGUUUGAAGGCUCAAAUAUUUCACUUGAUAUUCCAAUAUCCAGCGGUGUUGAUGUCAAUGAAUGGAGACUAAAACCACUUGUUAAACCAAAAAUAUCAAAGAAAAGGGUUGAUUCAUUCAAGCCGGGGAGAGCUGUUCCAUCCACAAAGCUGGUAGCGACACUCUCUGAGAGUAGCUGGGACUGCAAGGUACCAAGCCGCUCAUACCUAACAACUUUGAAAGGAACUAAGGAGCCUGAUAACCAAAUAUGGAUUGUUUUGGACCCAGUGGAUCCAAAAGAAGAGACUAGAGAAUUGCUGAUGCCACCUCAGUCACAUGCGACUCAUUACCCACCCUCCCUUGGACCACCUCACUAUCCUGUGGCUUCACACUCUCGGAACAUGUCAGGCAUUCAAUUUGUUGUAAACGAGGAUGAUAAAGGAGAUAAGAAUCAAUUAGGCACUAAUGAUUUGCAAGAUGUGUUCUCUCAAUUGGUGGAGGCCGCUAAAGAUUGGUUUAAUUUGGGCCUCGCUUUGGGGAUUAAAGUUGACACUCUUGAGGGUAUAAAGUCUAAUGAAAAUUGUGAUAGAGAUCGAUUGCGUGAAAUGCUGACCCACUGGCUGCGAUCUUCACCUUCUCGUACAUGGAGUAACAUUUGCAAUGGCCUCAGAAGUGACACUGUUAAACAAAUCAAUCUGGCAGAUACAAUUGAGGAGAAAUACAAAGGCUCACUGUCAGUGGCCCCUCCACAAGUGGUCAACCCGAUGAGUGCACUAGCAAUACCAGGUCAGCAAUCUGGCCGGGACUAUCAUCAAUGGCCACUAGCCCCCAUUUUACCCCCGCUACUACAAGAGCACUCGUCCCGACCACACCCCCUCACUGGUGAGAAGAGAGAGGCCAUUGAACACACUGAGCAAGUUCCCCCCAAGAGACGUCGGUCAGUCAAGCAACGAAAGAGGCGAAAGCCGAAAGGGCAACACUAAUCAAUAACAAUCAAUGUGCCAUUGUUAGGCCUGUGCCAAAUAUUCCAAAUUUUUCACCUGUUAUUCAUAAUUAUUCACACUUGAUCAGCCUAUUAUAAUUAUUUAACUUCAUCUGCCUAUAGCUAAUAUUCAAAUUAAUGACACCUAAAAA
This is a messenger RNA of Halichondria panicea, 5059 nucleotides long. RefSeq lists its product as uncharacterized. The record is from RefSeq and is a predicted model, not a curated record. The coding region runs from base 421 to 4908 and encodes 1495 amino acids. Gene Ontology annotation, molecular function: protein binding. Gene Ontology annotation, biological process: signal transduction. The transcript is spliced from 25 exons. NCBI's taxonomy places the organism in Eukaryota, Metazoa, Porifera, Demospongiae, Suberitida, Halichondriidae.